This is a messenger RNA of Olea europaea var. sylvestris, 1278 nucleotides long. RefSeq lists its product as uncharacterized. NCBI's taxonomy places the organism in Eukaryota, Viridiplantae, Streptophyta, Magnoliopsida, Lamiales, Oleaceae. Bases 59 to 1096 code for a protein of 345 amino acids. The record is from RefSeq and is a predicted model, not a curated record. Gene Ontology annotation, molecular function: phosphatidic acid binding. The transcript has 3 exons.
CACACAAUUCACUGAUUAGUUGAAAGCCGCCACCAAAUCAAAGAAGCGCUAUUCUAUCAUGUCGUACUUUCCAAAGGGAUACCACGGCGCUGGCGAUGCGCUCGACGACUUCGACAAGUUUGACCCCUCCGUGUACGGUGGAGGGUAUGAAAUCGCAUUGACUUACGGCCGCUCACUUCCGCCGUCGGAGGAGACAUGCUAUCCCAACACCUCUGGUUCCGACGAGUUUGACUAUGAUCGUCUUCAGUACACCUCCUAUGCUGAACCAUCCGCCUAUGCUAAUGAGGCUCUGGAGAAUGAGUACAAGAGCUAUGUACGUUGUAAGCCCCGACCUGCGCCGCCUGUGUAUGCUGGAGCGCCACCGCCGGUUGGAUAUGGGUAUGAUGGGCCCAGGCCUAAUUAUGGGUUUCAGCCUGGUGGAGGGAGCGAGUAUGGUGGUGGUCCACCUGGAGGGUUCGGAUCUGGAAGACCUGAAUAUGGUUACACUUACGAGAGGCCCGGGUUGGAGUUUGGUCGAAAACCAGAGUACCAGGCACCAGGUUCUGAAUAUGUAUCUGGUUAUGGUAGGAAACCGCAGUACGAGGAGCCAAAAUACGAGGUACCCAGUUCUGAAUACGGAUCCGGCCAUGGGAGGAAACCACAGUUCGAGGAACCCACCUCUGAAUACGGAUCAGGGUAUGUUAGAAAGAGUGAUUACGAGGAACCCCCUUCGGAGUACGGAUCCGGUUACGGCAGAAGACCCGGGUCGGAAUAUAGUGAACCUGUGGUUUAUGGGAGGAAGAGUGAGUACGAGGAGCCAAGUUCUGAAUAUGGGUCCGGCUAUGUGCUGAAGACGGAGUCUGAGUAUGGAGCAGGUGGGUAUGGAAGGAAGACUAGCCAUGGAGAAGAGGAAGGUGGUGGGGGUUAUGGGUAUGGUGGGAAGUCCGAAAGGACUGAGUAUGGAGAGGAGAAGUAUGGGAGGUCUGAGGAGGAAUACAGGAAGCCCAGCAAGAAAUAUGGUGGUGAAAACUCUGACGAGGAGGAUGAGGAGAAGCGCCGCCACAAGCACCACCACCACCAUCACCAUCACCACCACCGCAAGCACUCUGAUGAUUAAGCUGAACGUUUGUGGCCCUGUGAAGAGAAUUCCUGCCAUAUUAAUCUACUAAAUAAAGGCAGGUGUAUAAGUGUAUUAUCCUUGGAACGUGUUCUUUUCAGUGUAUUUGGUUUUAUGGAUGUGUGAAGUUUUAUGCUUUUACGUGGUAAUGGAUUACUCUGUAUGGGACAGUAUUUCUUAAA